GAACUUUAUCAAAAAGGGCGCACUUAAAAGGCGCAGAUUAGGUUGGAUAAUUGUCAUGAUUGGUUUUUUCCCCAACCAUGAAGUACGUGUGUCUAGUGCUUUGGUUCUUGCCCAUCUUGGGACUAUCCCAACAGCAUUGUGGAUACAAUGCGUGUCCACGUUUAAACGCGUCCGAGCUCAACGUCCACAUAAUCGCGCAUUCUCACGAUGACGUCGGCUGGUUGAAAACCGUCGACGAGUACUACUACGGCACUAGGUCCCAUGUUCAAAGCGCUCAGGUGAAGUACAUCAUCAGCUCGGUGGUCGACGCUCUUCGCGAAAACCCAAAACGGAGGUUCAUCCAAGUGGAGACCGCAUUUUUUCACAAAUGGUGGCAGGAGCAGAACGAAGAAAAACGUCAACAGGUCCACGAUUUAAUCCGAAAUGGGCGAUUGCAAAUCGUAGGCGGCGGUUGGAGCAUGAACGACGAAGGAGCGGUUCACUACCAGCCGACAAUCGACCAGUUCACCUUCGCGUUGAAGUUUCUGAAGGACACCUUCGGCGAGUGCGCCCUGCCGAAGGUCGCGUGGCAAAUCGAUCCGUUCGGUCACACGCGCGAAAUGGCGAGCAUGUUCGCCCAAAUGGGCUUCGACGGCUUCUUCAUGGGACGUAUCGACUGGCGCGACAGGUACGCCCGUUUCGGCACCCGCACCGCCGAAAUGCUCUGGCAAGGCAGCGCGAAUUUGGGCAACGAGUCUAAGAUCUUCACGCACUUACUCUACGAGCACUACACCGCACCCUCCGGUUUCUACUUUGAUGUUAACAGCAAGGACGAUCCGCUCGUCGCCAACAGUGCGAGCCCUGCUUACAACUUGAAGAAGAAAGUAGCAGAAUUCACCAACUACGUCGACCGCCAGAGUGGCAAGUACACGUCAAACAACAUCAUGAUCACCAUGGGCCAUGACUUCGCGUACCAAAACGCUAAUUACAACUUCGACAAUUUGGACACGUUAAUUAAGGCCUACGAGGAUUGGGUGCAGGUCGAUAGUAAAAAUCGACGGAUCCGCCUUAUCUACUCCACCCCCACAUGCUACCUCAAAGCCGUGAAUGACUACGCGAACUCGCACGGUCUGGCCUACAAGAUCAAGACGGACGACUUCGUUCCGCUGUGGAACGACGCGCACACCUACUGGUCCGGGUACUACACCUCGAGACCGACGCAAAAGCGAUUCGAGCGGCAGGGCAACAAUCUGCUGCAGAUCGCCAAGCAGUUGACGGCCAGACGGUCGGACUUAAAUCAGCGAGUCGACGAGUUGAGGGACGCCAUGGGAGUCAUGCAGCACCACGACGCGAUCACCGGUACGGAGAAGGACUUGGUGGCGAAGGACUACGCGAGGAUUGUCAUGAAAGCUUUCGACAGCACUUUUGACGUGAUCAGCUCCGCGCUGAAUCAACUUCUAGGUGGUAACCAGGUGGUAUUCCGUCCGUGUCUUAUGGCCAAUGUCAGUCAGUGCGAAGAGACGCGCAGGGAGAAAUUCGUAGUCGCCGUUUAUAAUCCUCUCAGUCGAAGGGUCUCCCACCACGUUCGCUUACCGAUCGACUCCGAGUUCGUCGCGGUCACCGAUCUCGACGGUAACGCGGUGCAAUGGCAAAUCACACCACGCAUCGAUGCGUUCGCGAAUAUUCCCAACGUUCACAUCGCGAAAUACGACUUGGUCUUCCUCGCUGAAAAUCUACCACCGCUCGGCGCUAAGCUAUUCCACGUCGUCACCAAAUCCGGACAGAACGCCCCAAUAACGCCGGUCCCUGCUGAUCAAGCGUACGAGCUGGGAGACAGCAUUCACGGCGUGAAACUCGACAAGACCACCGGACUGCUCCAGAACGUCACUUUGCACGACAAAACGCUGGGCGUUAAACAAGAACUGAUGUUUUACUUCAGCGCGCAGGGCAAUAACCAAGGUGCUGAAAACCGCGCUUCGGGAGCGUACAUCUUUCGACCCGAUGCCAGCCAACCGACCGCUCUACCCUUAGAAAACGCGGUCAAUGUAACUACAUUCAAAGGGCCGCUACUGGACGAGGUCCACCAACAUUUCGGGAACUGGGCGAAACAGAUUAUCAGAGUUUACAAGGGCGCGAGGGACCACAUCGAGUUUGAUUGGCUCGUGGGGCCGAUUGACGUCAGCGACGGAAAGGGGAAGGAGGUGAUAUCGCGCUUCCAACUGCAAUCGUUCGGAUCCAAAGAGAACGUGUUUUACACCGACUCCAAUGGGCGCGAGUUGAUUAGGCGAAAGAAGAAUUAUAGGGAAACCUUCGAGUACACGGACGAGGAGAAGGUGGCGGGAAAUUACUUUCCGGUCACCUCCAGCUUAUCGCUAGUGGAUGACGUUACCAAAAUGGAGGCCGCUGUUCUAACAGACCGCGCGCAAGGGGGUGGCAGUUUAGAAGCGGGCCAGCUCGAGCUGAUGAUUCACAGACGGUUGCUGCGCGAUGACGCCUUCGGCGUGGAACAGGCCCUCAACGAGGAAGAGUUUGGUAACGGACUUAGAGUGAGAGGACAGCACUUCUUUACAUUUGGAGCUACGAGCCGAGUACGGAGAGAUAUUGCCCAACAAAAAAUCCUGGCAUCCUGGGCGUUUGUGGCCGACGGCUCCAGUGGCCUCCCCAAGAUACAAUCUGAGUUUUCGCUCCUCACGCGAGAACUUCCAGCGCAAGUGCAACUUCUAACCUUGGAACAUUGGAGCGAGAACGAAGUACUUUUACGAUUCGAGCACAUCCUUGAAGCCAGCGAGGGAGGAUGCGAGCAAACCGUCAACUUUCAGAACCUGUUCACGUUCUUCGACGUGACCGAUCUGCAGGAGACCACGUUGGCGGCAAGCAUGAAACUCGAAGAGCGCAAACAGAUGCAUUGGUCAAACAGUGGGUGCCUCUCUUGGGGGGAGACAACCUGCGAAAGGUCUACAGAUCGCGUUGAACGAAAGCUGGACGUGGAUAUUAAGUUGGCGCCGAUGCAGAUUCGCACUUUUAUAGCGACAGUUGAAGGGAAACGGAUUAAGACCUACUGAAAUUGCUCUCGGAUUAAUUCAAGUUUAGUGAGAUCAUAAAAUGUAAAGUACAAUGUGAUUAAAUUCAACCAUCCAUCCAAAUUUUACAACUUGAGCUUUGAUCAACAAAUAAAAUAUUUUGUCUGUGCA
Photinus pyralis (common eastern firefly) is the source of this 3170-nucleotide messenger RNA. Its product is annotated as lysosomal alpha-mannosidase-like. Gene Ontology annotation, cellular component: lysosome. The record is from RefSeq and is a predicted model, not a curated record. Gene Ontology annotation, biological process: mannose metabolic process. The transcript has 8 exons. The coding region runs from base 78 to 3041 and encodes 987 amino acids. Gene Ontology annotation, molecular function: carbohydrate binding; alpha-mannosidase activity. Lineage: Eukaryota; Metazoa; Arthropoda; Insecta; Coleoptera; Lampyridae.